This is a messenger RNA of Saccostrea cuccullata (small rock oyster), 729 nucleotides long. RefSeq names its product protein jagged-1-like. The record is from RefSeq and is a predicted model, not a curated record. NCBI's taxonomy places the organism in Eukaryota, Metazoa, Mollusca, Bivalvia, Ostreida, Ostreidae. Bases 20 to 610 code for a protein of 196 amino acids. The transcript has 4 exons.
UCUUGCCUUCAGAUACAAGAUGAAGAGGUCCCUAUUAAGGAAGUUUCUACUUGUUGGUGGUAUUAUCUUACACUGGCAAAACACUUUGGCUCAGACUGAGCCUUCAGUCGGCGUUUGCGAUGAUGACUCAGAUUGUAUAGAAAAUGCAAAUUGCGAUGUCGAUCGAAACCAGUGUUUCUGUGACGAAACUUCUGCAGCUGUUGUUGUUCUUUCAACUGGUAGCCUUCCGUUUUGCAAAGUGGGUGCCUGUUUCCUAAGAAGCACAGAAGACGUAUGUGGUCCACGUGGACAAUGUGAAGUUAUUUCUACCGUUUUUGAAUUCCCCACCUGCGUCUGUGAAGAGGGCUUUUUUGGAAUAAGAUGCAACGAUCUCUGUGAUAGGGACAGUGACUGCAAUGGAGGAACAUGUGUUGAAAAGGGGGGACAGAAAGUGUGUGACUGUCCACCAGGUGCUGAGGGUAGCCAAUGUCAAGUAACAACAACUACUCCUACAUCAAUGACGACCACAAGGAGAAACCGACUAGGGGGCGUGGUUUUAGCUGUUGGGGGAGGUAUCGGAUUACUAGCACUCCUAGGAGCUGCAGCUGCAACCUCAGCUGUAUCCGGAUAGCAAAAUAAUCGUCAUUGACACAGCUGUAUUCAGACAGCAGAAACCAUCUUAGAGGAAUGAGUUUAAUCUACAUGUUAGAAUUUCGAAAAUAAUAAAAUAAAAGUUUUAAAAAAACCAUC